CCCGGGGCUGCUCACAUCAACACAGGAAGUGCUACACUGUCACUUCUUGCACUGCAGCAGUCCUACACACACACAUAAACACACACACACACACACACACACACAGCGUGUCCGAGAAGGAGGAAGGUUAUUCAGAACUCUCUAGGAAAUAAAAUUAUUAUCUACAUCCUGACAAACGGACAACAUGCUGAAACACAAACUGAGUUUUAAGUGGUUUGGGAGUCUGAGUAACCUUUCUUUUAGACGCAAGUCGGACACAGCGAAAGAAGCUUCCCACAAGUAUGAGGAGACGUCCAUCGACGAUGAGGACAUGCGCCCGAACUACGCAUGCUCCAGUGAGAUGUAUACCCACAUGGGUACCAUGCCUCGCCAUCAGAAAAAGAAAGACAAGAGCAUCAAGGGUAAAGGUCAGGAUCCGAAGAGUUCUAAAAGUAAAACCAAGACCAAGAACACCGCCUUGGGUCGGAGUCAGAGCAUGAAAUGUUCAGACCAUGUGAUCGAGUCGCCUCUCCUCAGCGCUCUCAACAGCAAAGCAUUCACCAGCAUGAAGGAAAACAACAAGCUCACACAGGAACACCAGAAAGCUGAGUCCAGGACAGAUCCUGAAGCUGUGAGCACAGAGAAGAUCCAUAAAGAACCAGAAAACACACCUUCAAAACCACCUCCAGAUGCUGUCCAGGAGAAACCAGUGCUGCCCAGGAAAGCCAGUCUGCCUGUAAAGAUCUCUGUGGACCUGAUGGAGGAGAACACUUCCAAAAUCACUGGGCAUCAUGAAGAAGAAAGAAAAACAAGUCCAGAUCCUGAAAGUCAAAAUGAAAACACAGACAGUCGAGGAGAGUAUGUAGAGUUCUCCAAGGAGAAGUACCUGUUGGAGUCUCCCCCGGAGAAGUUGAGGAAGGAGCUGGAGGAGGAACUGAAACUCAGCAGCAGCGACCUGAGGAGCCAUGGCUGGUACCAUGGCCGCAUCCCACAGGAGGUGUCAGAGACGCUGGUUCUGCGCAGCGGUGACUUUCUGGUGCGAGACUCCAUGUCCAACAUGGGUGACUACAUGAUCACGUGUCGCUGGCAGCAGGAGGUGGUGCACUGCUGCAUCAGUAAGGUUCUGGUGAAGAGCGGACAGACCAAGGUACAGUUCCUGCUGGAGGAUGAGACCUUUGACUCGCUGCCCACUCUGAUCCGACACCACGCUGGUACCGGCCGGCCCGUGUGCCCGCGCUCCGGCGCUCAGCUGAUCUGCCCCGUCAACCGCACUCUGCCCCUCAGGUACCUGGAGGCCACGUUCGCCCUAGCCAGUGGGAGAACAGGGGCACCUUCACCGUCCACUCAGCGGGGGGCUCACAUCAAGAGACGCAGCGUCACCAUGACGGACGGCCUGACCACAGAGAAGAUCAUCCCACACAGUCCAUCUACAGUUCACCAUAAAGACGCUAUGAGGAACUGUGCACUCAGUAUGGAUCGGAUCCAGGAGAUGCGAUGUCCCCUGUCCCCUGUAGGAGAAGCUCCACUCUCACCUGCCUACACCUCAAUUUCCCGUCACAGACAUGGAUCAGGUGGUCGUGUCUUAGCUGUAAUUCCACCUUCGCCGGUGAUGCGACGAUCCAGCGAGCCCCACCUCUCCCCCUCCUCCUCCAAUAACAAUGUCUCAUGCACAGACACACCUGCUAGCGCUCACGGCUACCCCUCAGACGGCUCGGAAGGAGGGGGCAGUUACUGUGAGCUGAGGCCAGGGCAGCCCCCGACGCCUCCGUCUAAGAGCUACGUGGAGAGGCUGAGGGUGGAGGAGGGACGAGCGCCAGGCUCCGCCCCCACCAAUGAAGGAGAGAGCUCCAGCCUGCCUCUGGUGGAGAGCAGUUCAUGCUUUAGACCCGGACAGUACCAAUCAGCCCUGCUUCCUGUAGAGAAUAAGCCCCUGGAGAUGGGGGUCCUGAAGAGGGUGAAGGAGCUGCUGGCUGAAGUGGACCCUAAAACAGCAGCCAAUCACAUCACCAAGGCCGACUGCACGGUUGCUAGGAUACUGGGCGUUACCAAGGAGAUGCAAAGGAUUAUGGGAGUGGGUUCAGGACUGGAGUUGCUGACUCUACCACAUGGCCAUCAGCUGAGACUGGACCUGCUCGAGAGGUUCUACACUAUGUCCAUCAUGAUGGCUGUGGACCUGCUGGGCUGUACGGGCAGCACGGAGGAACGAGCUGCUCUGCUCUACAAGACCAUCCAGCUGGCAGCCGAGCUCAAGAGCACCAUGGGAAAUAUGUUCGGAUUCGCUGCCAUCAUGAGAGCUCUUGAACUCCCGCAGAUCUCACGCUUGGACCAGACAUGGAUGACAUUGAGGCAGAGACACACGGAGGGAGCCAUCUUAUACGAGAAGAAGCUCAAACCCUUCAUGAAGAACUUAAAUGAAGGCAAAGAGAGCUCCGCGCUGUCCAAUACGACCUUCCCACACGUCGUGCCCGUGUUGUGCCUGUUAGAGAAGGGCGUGGCCGUGGGGGAGGUGUCGGACCCGUGGGAUACUUCAGAAUGGGGCGUGGACGUGGUCAUGAGCCAUCUAGAGGCAGCACGUAGUAUUGCUCACCACGGAGGCCUGUACCGCACCAACACCGAGAGCAAACUACACGACUUCCAGGAGAGAGAGGAAGUAUCUGAGAUGUUCUGUACAGAAUUCCAGAUGAGGCUGCUGUGGGGAAGCCGCGGGUCUGAGGGGACUCAGAACGAACGCUAUGAAAAGUUUGAUAAAGUCCUCACGGCUCUUUCACACAAGCUGGAGCCUCCUGUACGCCACAGCGAGCUUUAGCAUCACUCACACCUCCGCAUGGCACAGUGGAACUGUCCGAUUCCCUCUUCUGGGAGAGACCAUUACACAGACAGUGGGGAGCAGAGGAGGGAAUGGAAAAGGCAACAAAUCAAUAAUAAUGAGAAUAAGGCACAAAGGGGGGCGGGGCUUAUCCAGACGGGACGACGCCUCGUAUCGUGCGGAACGCAGAACGGGGGUUGAGUUUGAUACCCUGAAACCAAAAUCCCUUUUCUGACUCGGGUGAUGUGAGAGAAACGUCUCUCGGUCUGCAUGAUCAUCACUCCAUCAUCCCGACGCUCAGAGCGACGCCGCACUCCUUCACGCCGCUAACGUCUUCACAUGUUGCCAAAAUCUCAACAUCCACUUUUUUCAUUUUUAUACAUUUUUAUGAUUGUUUUUGAUAUCAUCAGCGUUCAGUUUGUUUUCUGAAUACAAGGAGCAAUAUGUGGCAACGACACACACUUACUGUAGAGAAUGCUGUGGAGAUGGUGGAGAUCAGGAUGAAGAACCUCACCCUGGACCUCACCCUGGUUCCUGUUGGUGAUCUGUUGAAGAACGCAUCCCUGUUCCUGAUGGCGAAUGUGACAAAGAACCUGGAUGUAGAUCCUGUAUUUUGUUGCAGAAAUUAUUCUGGUUCUAGUUAAAGAGUUAAGGAGAUCUGAUGAAGACCUCAUCUUCAGUACUUCAUCCUGGUUACUGCUGACAAUCUCACAACAGGUCCUGUUGUUUUACAGUGCUCACUCUGGAAAAUCUCUUCUCACAGCCUAGGUUCUCUCACUCAAUUUCUCACUCUAGUUUCUGUAGAAGAACUCACUUCAUUUCUAGUUGUUCACACCACAUAUCUUCGUCUUCGUCUUCUGUUAAGGUUAUUGUGAGGACAUCAUCCCAGUUCCUGAUGGAGAUCACUCAAAGUGGUCUAUGUUGAAGAUCUGUUAAAAAAAAAAGAUCUCACCCUCCUUCUUCUUAAAGAUCACACAGGAUCUUUACCCUGGUCAAUGUUUAAGCUUCAUCCCAGAUACCUUUUACAGAUUUCACCCUGGAACUAGUUAAAGGUCUUCUCUGAUCUCCUGUAUGGACUCCUCAUGAACACUGACACAGACGUGCUGCAUGUUGCUCCUUUUCUCCUCUCACGGCCUUAGAGCGAGUGAAGCCUGGAGAGAAACUGUGAAGAUUGUAAACCUGGUGUGUGUCAUUUUCUCCAUUUUAGUGUGUGUGUGUGUGUGUGUGUGUGUGUGUGGAGGAGGCCUUCAGGAUAAAGUCCAGUGUAAUAACUGGAUUGUGUGAAUUUUCUUUCUGUUCCAGUUUAAAACAUUUUACAUAAUAAUUUAAUUUAUGUUUAUCAGUUGAGAAUUUUCUCAGCGCAUGUGCAGAACUGGAGCCCUGAAAAAAAAACAUUAAGCAAAAAAAUAAUAAUAAUUAAAAAAACAAAAAAAAAAAAUAGUAACGGUCUGCUAAAGAACCGCUGUUCGCUCUCUAUAUUUUAAUUUAUUCACCUUUAAAGCCACACCAACUCUUCAGGUUAAUCAGAUAUACCUCUUCAUCUUACUCUCUUUCUUCCUCCUCUUAUUAUUAUUGUUUUUUUUUCCUGACCUGAUAAUAAAUACAGACGCAUUUGAUUUUUAUUUCACGAAUUCUUGACUUCUUAGGAGCUUCAAGAUCAACACUAUUAGUCAUCUGUUUUUCCAACAUUAUUAAAAAUACAAACACAUUGUAGAGGCUCUAUUUCAGGUAAUUUAUAUACACAUAUAAAGACAAACUUAAAAAAAAAAAAAAAAAGCAAUUCACGGUGGAGGAUUGAGGAACUCUGUGUGCAAUCCCACUCCCGGCCACAAGAGGGCUCUGUACAGCAAGCAAAUAAAUGACGAACGAUUUCUUUGCAUGACAAUUUGCACCAACAUUAAUUUAAAAAAAAAAUAUAAUAAAGCUUUAAUUAAUAAAUAAAAAAAUACACAUUAAAUUCUUGCUACAGUAGAAAUGACAGUGAAUAAAAAUAACAAUAAUGUUUAAAGAAAAUAAAACAAAUAAUCAACAACAUUAGAAAGUUCUUAUUUCAUAUUUUGACAGUUUUUUUCAUUAUUUUUUGACAAUAUAUUUAAUUUUCAUCAUUUGCUAUCUACAGCUACCCGUUUUUGGAGAUCAGGAAUGGAUUUAAUUGAAUAAACACACGCCUUGUCCUCGUUGGUGCAAAACUCAGAGUCAUUUUUACAGAAUUCUCCUGUUCAGGUUUGUUCAGGUUUCACUGAGAUGGUGUUAAUGUGGGUGUAAAUAAAGGAGGGACACGGAUGUGCUGUACAUAUAAGUAGGAGAUGUUUUUCAAGCUUUUUUCCAGGAAAUAAAAUACAGUAAGUUUG
Molecule: messenger RNA, 5136 nt
Organism: Tachysurus vachellii
Lineage: Eukaryota; Metazoa; Chordata; Actinopteri; Siluriformes; Bagridae
Gene: sh2d3ca
Product: SH2 domain containing 3Ca
Exons: 12
Coding region: 185-2785 (866 amino acids)
Biological process (GO): positive regulation of peptidyl-serine phosphorylation; small GTPase-mediated signal transduction
Molecular function (GO): phosphotyrosine residue binding; guanyl-nucleotide exchange factor activity
Source: RefSeq, a predicted model, not a curated record